AUGCGAAUAUUCUCUCUUAAGCCUUCUGACGACUCGAAUCGUACCAUUGAAGUAGAACUUCUGCGGUCCCUUAAACCUCAUACAACGCCCGUUGUGACGACGGCGAUUGACCCUACGAGCUCUCUCCUUGCAACUGGCAGUGCGGAUGGCUCCAUAAAAGUUUGGGAUCUAAGAAGAGGGUAUGCAACACACACGUUCCAUGGCCAUGGGGGUGUUAUUUCGGCUAUGUGCUUCUUUGAAAUUGCUCUAGAAAAGCUCAACGAGAAACAGAAGCCCAAAUUCAAGAAUAUCCAGAGCAACGAUGAUGACCAAGCCAACUCUAUGGCUUCCGGCUUUCGCUUAGCAUCCGGGAGUGAAGACGGCAAAAUCAGAAUAUGGGACCUUAGCAAGCGUAAAUCGGCCGCGUCCCUGGAUUCCCAUGUAUCAGUCGUGCGCAGCCUAUCCUUCUCGAGAUCAGAAAAUACCCUUCUAUCUGCCAGUCGGGAUAAAACGGUGAUCAUAUGGGAUGCGACGACAUGGGACUGCAAACGGAUCAUACCUGUCCUUGAGAGCGUUGAAGCGGCUGGGUUCUUAUCGGACGGCCCAUUCUGCUAUAUCGGUGGCGAGAACGGCAAGUUGAGAGUAUGGGAUUCUAGUAGGGGAAGUGAAGUCACAGAAGACCAGCCCAUAGGAAGUGAACAAGAAGCCAUUGUCACAAUAGAAUAUUCUGACAAUCUACCGUUCUUGUUGACUGUUCAUGUUGACCAGUCUUUGAAGAUUCAUUCCCUCGAGCCAUUGUCCUCCUUCGCACAUGGAGGUAGAAUUGAGCCGCUGCCGGUCUCACGACAAAUUUCCGGUAACGAUGAUGAAGUUAUUGAUAUGGCCUGCAUUGGUCGGGACAGGUCAUUACUUGCAUUGGCCACCAACUCAGAAUAUAUAAGAAUUGUUCGCGCGAAUUCUAUGAAUGAGGCUGAAGGAUCUGGAAGCCACUUUGGAGCCGAUGUCGCUCGACUUGAGGGUCAUGAGGAAAUCAUAAUUUGCCUUGAUGUCGACUGGUCUGGAAACUGGCUCGUGACUGGAGCCAAAGACAACAGUGCCAAGUUAUGGAGAAUAGACCCAGUCUCUUCAUCUUUUACCUGCUUUGCAACUUUCACUGGCCAUGCUGAAUCAAUAGGGGCCAUUGCGUUCCCGCGGUCAGCCCCAGCUGAAGGUACACCUGCCUUUGAAGAUCCCCUCAACCAUCCACCCCCCUUUUUCAUUACUGGUUCCCAAGAUCGAACUAUCAAACGAUGGGAUACAUCCAAACUCAAUGUCACAGGAUCAAAACCGCACACUCCAAAGGCACUCUAUACUCGAAAAGCCCAUGAAAAAGAUAUAAAUGCGCUUGACGUGAACCAUUCAUCCACCUUAUUUGCAUCUGCUUCACAGGAUCGUACUGCCAAGAUAUGGUCUGUCGAGGAUGGCGCGGUUACUGGUGUUCUUCGUGGUCAUAAGAGGGGCGUAUGGUCCAUUCGAUUUGCUCCCAAGGACACACCGAUUUCUACCACUACUCCUGGUUCAAUUAGCAGAGGGAUAGUUGCCACUGGCUCUGGCGACAAGACUAUCAAAUUAUGGAGUCUUUCAGAUUAUAGCUGUCUUUUGACAUUCGAGGGCCACAGUAAUAGUGUAUUGAAAGUACUAUGGCUCCCGCCGCCACAUAUCUCUCAAUCUGAUGAGGAUAUAUCUUCUCGAGGGGCUGCACAAAUCAACCCCCUAGUUGCCUCCGCCGGCGCUGAUGGAUUAGUGAAAAUAUGGUCCCCAUCCACUGGUGAGGUAGAGACGACCCUAGAUAACCACACCGACCGCGUCUGGGCUUUGGCAACUCCUUACACACUUUCAUCCGUAACGCAGAGCCAGGGAAAUACGACAGAAAGCAACUAUGAUUUCUCCUUGAUCUCUGGUGCUGCAGAUUCUGUGGUGACUUUCUGGAAAGACACGACCUCAAGCACCUUGUCUGCUGCAGUCACAGCGAGCUCUGAACGGAUUGAGCAGGACCAGCAACUUCAAAACUACAUUCACGCUGGCGCUUACCGUGAGGCCAUUACCCUUGCUCUUCGUCUAAACCAUCCGGGUCGGUUACUGUCUCUAUUUACCACAGCCAUUGAUGCGACUGAGGAUACCGCGGAAAGAGAUCCUGAUAACUUGACGGGAAACGCCGACAUCGAUGCAGUUCUUAAGACAUUAGACGAUGAACUCUUAUACAUUCUUCUAAUCCGCCUGCGUGACUGGAAUACGAAUGCUCGAACUGCACGAGUGUCACAGCGUAUUCUAUACGCACUUUUCAGGUCAUACCCGUCGUCCACUUUUAUUGAGCUUGCUGACCGAAAAUAUGUCCUUCCAAAUGAUGGCAAAUCAGGAAAAUCAGCCGCUAUGAAAGAUAUUUUGGAAGCAUUAGCUGCAUAUACUGAGAGACACUAUCGGAGAAUCGAGGAGCUAGUUGAUGAAAGCUACCUCGUGGAAUGGGUUCUUGGUGAGAUGGACGGAGGAGUGGGAAGUGCAGCACCAGCACUUAAUGGUACAGACGAGGAGGAUAUAAUUAUGGUCUAA
Messenger RNA from Trichophyton benhamiae CBS 112371, 2565 nucleotides. RefSeq lists its product as uncharacterized. The transcript has a single exon. The coding region runs from base 1 to 2565 and encodes 854 amino acids. NCBI's taxonomy places the organism in Eukaryota, Fungi, Ascomycota, Eurotiomycetes, Onygenales, Arthrodermataceae. Gene Ontology annotation, molecular function: U3 snoRNA binding; protein binding. Gene Ontology annotation, cellular component: nucleolus; small-subunit processome; 90S preribosome. Gene Ontology annotation, biological process: endonucleolytic cleavage to generate mature 5'-end of SSU-rRNA from (SSU-rRNA, 5.8S rRNA, LSU-rRNA); endonucleolytic cleavage in 5'-ETS of tricistronic rRNA transcript (SSU-rRNA, 5.8S rRNA, LSU-rRNA). The record is from RefSeq and is a predicted model, not a curated record.